This is a messenger RNA of Fusarium coffeatum, 1680 nucleotides long. RefSeq lists its product as uncharacterized. The transcript has a single exon. Gene Ontology annotation, molecular function: A2-type glycerophospholipase activity. The record is from RefSeq and is a predicted model, not a curated record. NCBI's taxonomy places the organism in Eukaryota, Fungi, Ascomycota, Sordariomycetes, Hypocreales, Nectriaceae. Gene Ontology annotation, cellular component: intracellular membrane-bounded organelle; cytosol. Gene Ontology annotation, biological process: glycerophospholipid catabolic process. The coding region runs from base 1 to 1680 and encodes 559 amino acids.
AUGGUGUCCUUCACCACCCUCGUCGCCUGCCUGUCCGGUGUCAUAGUCGUUACAGGAUCGUCAAUCCCCCCAUCCAGAUCUGCCUACGCGCCCAAGCACGCAUCAUGUCCCUCUACGCCACUAGUCAGAGACGCUAAAGGCGUCAGUGCUUCUGAGUCCAGUUUCGUCACCCAGAGACAUCGCAAGGCUUCCGCUGCUUUGAAGACCUGGUUGAAAUCCGUCGACAAGAGCUUCGACGAAGCUACCAGAGGAUGGUCUGGAUAUGACGACGGAAAUGGCGCCAAGGCUCCCGUAAUUGCUCUCACUUCCAGCGGCGGCGGAUACAGGGCUAUGCUUAGUGGUGCCGGUGUUGUCAAGGCCUUCGAUGGACGCGAGAAAAUCAAGACAGGUGUCAGUGGACUCUACCAAGCGCUCACCUACGAAGCAGGUCUCUCAGGCGGUUCAUGGCUUUUAUCAUCGCUUGCAAGCAACAACUACUCCACAGUCAGCUCGCUGCAGAAGAGCCUGUGGGAAGAAGCACUUGAGGACAGUCUUCUCGUCACUAGCAUUCUGGCUUCGUCUGAGAAGAAAUCCGUUUAUGAUACGGUCAGAGCAGAUGUAAAGGCGAAGGAGAAGGCUGGCUUUGAACCAACCAUCAUUGAUCCUUGGGGCCGGCUACUCGCGUAUGGCCUGCUAGACGGCCCCAACGGGGGAGUGCGCAACACAAUGUCCAGUAUCGCGCAGACCUCUAGUUUCAAGAACCACCUGGCGCCAUACCCGAUCAUCACAGCUCUUGGUCUCGAGACUGGGUCGUGCAUUCCAGAUAGAAAUGCGACGCAGUACGAGUUCCAUCCCUACGAGUUUGGAUCUUGGGAUGCUGGAGUUGCGGCCUUUGCCGUCUCCAAGUAUAUCGGGACGUCGUUCUCUAAUGGCCAUCCUACCAAGCGCUGCAUUACCAACUAUGACCAGCUCGCUUACGUGCUUGGUAUAUCCUCCAACGUCUUUGCAGCAGGCUGUGAACCUAUCGCGGCCAAUAAUUCCGCAGCUGCCACACUAGUUGAGAAUUUUGCCGCUUUGGUGUCUCCACCUGGCUCAGGAAAGGACGAGGUCUCUGUGCGCCAGAGCUUCGGCCUAAUUCCCAAUCCGUUCCAGGGACGUCACAAGUCCCCCGAGGUUUCUUCUCUCUCAACUCUGGAGCUAGUAGAUGGUGGUGUUGGCGUCGGCUACCAGGGCAACCCGAUCUGGCCAUUCUUGUACAGGUCGGAUGUGGACGUGAUCAUUGUCAAUGAGAACUCUGCCGAUACGAAGGACAAUUAUCCCAACGGUACACAGAUUGUGAACACCUACAAAGCAGCUGUGGCGGCAGGGCUGAAACGCAUGCCUACUAUUCCAUCCUCUGAGACAUUUGUGGCCAAGAAGUUGAAUCAGAAGCCGGUCCUUUUCGGCUGUAAUAAGAAGGAUGUCGUUACUAUCAUCUAUAUUCCCAACUUCAACUAUACUUUCGAAAGUGGCCAGCCAACUUCGAAGAUCCAGUAUUUCAAGAACGAAACGGUGGGAAUGAUCGAUAACGGCGUGGAAGUGGGUAACUAUGGUGGCAAGGAUAACUGGCCGCUGUGCCUGGCGUGUGGUAUAAUGAAGAAGCAGGAUGGGAAGUUGCCUAAAGGGUGCAAGGCAUGCUUCAAAGAGUACUGCUUUAACUGA